Molecule: messenger RNA, 438 nt
Organism: Didymosphaeria variabile
Lineage: Eukaryota; Fungi; Ascomycota; Dothideomycetes; Pleosporales; Didymosphaeriaceae
Exons: 2
Coding region: 1-438 (145 amino acids)
Source: RefSeq, a predicted model, not a curated record
AUGCGAGUAACAGCCACGGCCUGCUCCACUUCCGCGCCUACACCCACAUCCACCUCCUCCACCGAACCGCCCUACGUUCCGAAAUCCCCUUCUGAAAUCCUUCGAAUAGACAACACCUGCCCUAGCUCCAUCAUCUCCUCUUCCGCCUCUGGUAGCUCCACCACCGACAAGUACAAUUGCCAGGAUGACACCGAUUUCGGAAACAACGACAUCAUGUGGUUCACAGCUUACACGCUGCAGGCCUGCAUCGAUGCGUGCAGCUCGUACAAUGUGGGCAACAAGACGGAUACACCAUGUAGGGGUGUGGCACUGGCGGAGGACUUGAGCCAUCAAUAUAAUGUCAAUGGUGGGGCGAAUUGUUGGUUAAAGCUAGGCGUGGAGAAGGAUGGAUUUGCGAAGAGUCCUACUGUUACACUGGCAUGGUUGGUGGAAGAGUGA